Messenger RNA from Rotaria sp. Silwood1, 739 nucleotides. The record is from the annotation of a GenBank genome assembly. Lineage: Eukaryota; Metazoa; Rotifera; Eurotatoria; Philodinida; Philodinidae.
AUGGCCACUGCACUACCUACCGAAUCGAAAAACAAUUUAAAGCAUGUUGAAUGGAUGUGGAAAUCGAAUCCAAAUCCAUGGUCAAAAUCUGAGCCUGCUCAAUGGAGUCAUUAUUCAGAUGUAGAAAAUUUAAUUAUUGAAGAAGCAUUCUUAGACAAGAAACCAAAAGCUAUUUUGGAUGAUUAUUACAUCGAUUUUCAAGAUAAUCUGCAAGUAUUAAACACUGAUUAUAAUAGGCGAAGACCAGUUAAACGAGUCGUACGUAAUAGAGAAGAUAAACAUUUAAGAGAAACACGUUUUAUGGAUCUUCCUACUACUUCGGCACGUUCAUUCGGAGGUCAAUAUGGUUGGGUAUCACCAUUUGUAGUCGAAGUUCGACGAGAUUUGCGUAUUAAACCUAAUGAAUCGCCAUCAAAAAAGCCAGAUAUGAUUCCAACGCUUGUUGAAAAGGCUGCUAAUGGUAUAAUUGAAGAAGGAAAAUAUCUUGGAAAAGAACGAGAAGCUGAAAAAAUGGCCAAUAUGCUUAGAGAAAAGAAAAACAAAGAUAUGAAAGAAGUAUGGAAAUGUUGUGCUUAUCUUUAUUCUUUGGAAAGUUUUCUAUAUCAAAGUUUGAAUGCAGCUAUGAGAUUAGUAGGAGACAAAGAUAAAGAAGAUGAAUGGAGAAGUAAAAUUCGUACAUUGGGUCCAUUUUGUUUAUUACUUUGGGAUGAUCCAAUUCAUAUAAAAAUGAAAACUGAUA